UGCAAACUGCAAUCUUACAACAUUAAAAAAAAAAAAUAAAAAUAACAACAAAUAUUCCCAAUCAUCUGAGAAUAUCAUAUCCCCUCCCAAUAAUCCCCAUAUAGAUCAACAGUUUGGGUAGAUAAGACUGGCAAAAGAAAAAAAAAGAUGGAUCCUGGACGACGUGCUAUGAUUUAUGGCCGUAAGUCACCCCCUCGCCGCGAUAUCACAUCUCCCAGACGUGAUCUCAAUAAUAGAAUCACCAAGUCAUCGCGGCCCACCCAAAACAAACCGUCCAGUUCUACGACUACAGCGACCCAACCCACACAAAAUUGGCUCAGCCAAGAUGAGCAGUCCCGACAAUUUGUCGCCGACGAGGAUAAGUUUGUCCUAAAACAGGCCAAGAAGAAGGCCGAUAUCCGAGUAAGGGAAGGACGAGCAAAGCCUAUCGACCUCUUAGCCUUUAAUCUACGUUAUAUCGAUACGGACCGCGACGUAUUUGACGACGACGAUGCCGACAUAGAUAUCGACGUUCCUGCACCCGGCACCGUUAUAGAAGGGUUAAAGGAAUCCGCCCUUGAUGAACUCGAUACUGAUAUCACACCCUACUUGACUCUGGAAACGAAUAAAAGGAAUCGAGAAUACUGGAAGGCCCUACAAACACUCUGUACCGAUAGAAGACAACGACUCAAACCCAUGGGCCCUGAGGAACGUGUUGUCAAUUCAGUCAGCGCCGACGUGGACAAAAUUCUCGGUCCGAAGAAUCUCGAACAGCUAGAGAAGCUGGAAGGCCAGAUACAGGCUAAGCUGCGUUCGGAUGAGGUGAUGGACACCGAUUAUUGGGAACAGCUACUCAAGAGCUUGCAAAUCUUCAAGGCGAAAGCUAAGUUGAAAAACAUCUGCGAGGAAAUCAGAGAAAGCAGAAUAAAGUUAUUGCAAGACAAGAAUCCCGAAAAGGCGAAGGACCUUGCCGAGCCACAAACAUUUGGGAGUGUCGUCCAUGCCGGAUCAAAGGAUUUGGCGACAACUUCUGCUCCGAAGUCAAAGCUUACUGCAGCCGUUACUUCUGCGGCUAGUAGCUCGACCAACGCACCACCCCCCGGUACUGCUAGAUUUGCGACGAGCGGCAACGAGGACUUUUCCCAAGCCACGAAGGCUCUUUACGAGCGAGAGGUUGCGCGGGGGAUAAGCGAGAACGAGGAGAUAUUUUCAGCUGAAGAGACAGUUCCGAGCGCCACGAAACCGCAGUGGGCGGAUAAAUACAGACCUCGGAAACCGCGAUAUUUCAAUAGGGUGCAGAUGGGAUAUGAGUGGAACAAGUAUAAUCAGACGCACUACGACCACGAUAACCCGCCACCCAAAGUCGUUCAGGGCUAUAAAUUCAACAUAUUCUAUCCCGACCUCAUCGACAAAACGAAAGCACCCACAUUCAAAAUCAUUCGCGAACAUGGAAGGAGAAGAGGAGAGUCUUUUGCACCGGCCGGGGAAGAAGACACCUGUUUGAUUCGCUUCAUCGCUGGUCCGCCGUAUGAGGAUAUUGCAUUUCGUAUCGUUGACCGGGAAUGGGAUUAUAGUGCAAAGAAGGAUCGCGGAUUCAAGAGCAGCUUCGACAAGGGCAUUCUUCAACUUCAUUUCCAAUUUAAAAAGAUUUACUAUCGAAAGUAGAAAAACUAAGUCAUCAUUUGCCGAUGCGUUUUCAACAGCAAACGCAAACGAUUUGGCGCCUUUCAGCCACUACACACUGCACGAUACGGAUUUGUACCAAUUGGUAUUAGCGGGAAUAAAUCUGGCCGGCGUAUGGGAAUAACAUUAGCAAGUGAUUGGAAAAGAUUUAUUGCGUCGUGGAAGUGCAUCGGAGAAGUGCGAAUCGCUUUAGUCUCGGUUACACAACGUUACGGAAAGUUACCUUAACUUCCCAAACCGCCUUAUAGGGGUCUUACUAUUACUAGGAAGAGGCAUUCUAGUUAGGGGGUGUUUCUCAUGGGCUUGUCAAUAGCGAAGAGAUGGGAGCUUUGGCCUACUGUGAAGUCGAUAUUCAUCUCUGAGUAUGUUCUAUUAGCGACUAAAAUGGAAAGUGAAUAGAUGGUGAAUGUUGAGUGAACGUGAA
Daldinia caldariorum is the source of this 2086-nucleotide messenger RNA. Its product is annotated as mid region of cactin-domain-containing protein. Bases 148 to 1644 code for a protein of 498 amino acids. Gene Ontology annotation, biological process: mRNA cis splicing, via spliceosome. The record is from RefSeq and is a predicted model, not a curated record. The transcript has 3 exons. Gene Ontology annotation, cellular component: cytoplasm; spliceosomal complex. Gene Ontology annotation, molecular function: protein binding. NCBI's taxonomy places the organism in Eukaryota, Fungi, Ascomycota, Sordariomycetes, Xylariales, Hypoxylaceae.